CAUUGUCACACCCACAAGUGAUUGUGUCGACAUUUCAUUUCUGUUUGCUGUAAACUUGAGAAGGAGUUGGAAUAAGUUGCUAUGGACUUGAGUCCUGAGCCCACUGCCCCGCCAUUACCACCUCGUAACAGAAGGGGAUCAGCUUCACACCAAUUUGGCCGUACCUUAAGACGGGGUACGAUAGCAUUCGGACGUGCCGUGGGUGAUUUUUUUGGAGUUACUGAGGAGAGUCAACAAGGGAAUGAUGAAUCAAUGGGAUGGGGACAAGUAGCUCAAAGACGAGCUGAAGAGUUUCCGGCUAAUUUCUCAACUCUCAGGAGAGCUACAAGGUUUGCUCUGGGCAGUGAUGCCACACCUCCUCCGAGCUACCCUGACAUUGAACUAGCAGGUGUUGGACAGACUGCCACUCAGUUGCAAUCAUUUGACCCUGCCGAGUUAAGCAGUGAUGAAAGUGAUGAUGAGACAUUCUUUACUGAAGUGCCUCCACCUAGCUACUCUGCCUUACCUCCUGGUGGGCGUGUCACUUCCAUGUACGGUCAUGAGGAUCCUGCUAGAGUUGUGGAUCGCCCAAACCUUCAGCCGAUUGUUGAAGAAAGAAGUAAUUUGUCUGUGGUUGUAGAAGAUGGAGAAUAUUUUAAUGACAAAGAAAGAGCUCUCCAAUAUUACAUUGAUUACAUUAAAGCCGAGAAAAGGGUGCGACAAAGGCAGAACCGUCAAAAUGCGAGCGAAUUCUUUGGAGAAGGAUCCACUUCUGUUGAUCGUCCUGCUAGAAGAGGAAGAGUCAGUUCGGUUGGUGAAGCCGUCAUUAUGAAGACAAAGAAAAACCGCUCCAAACUUCAGCGCCAGAACACUCAGGUACGAGAGAAAGUCCAGUCACUCCCAACCUUCUGGCCGAUAUUCAUUAUCGGUCUCACAUUUGUCCAAGUGGUCGUUGUCAUUGUGCUAAUGGUUAUCCAUCGUCCAGCUCCUUUUAACAUAAAACCAGAGGAGAAAGUAGCCGAGUACCCUAGCCUUAGGAAUGAAAGUGGAAAUGAAACGGUGACAUAUUAUCGUUAUACUAACCCGUGGUUUGGAAUCGGAGUCCUCCACCUCAUUCAAAGUGGAGUUAAAUUCACGCCAUGCAUGAGACAAGACAGUGCCAUUGCGAGUCGUAACUUGAUACAACGUGCAAGUGACAAAGAUAAUGGUGGGCUUGGUUGCUGUAGGAACAACAUCUGGGUCGGUAGUACUAUACCAGCUCAAUGCGUUAAUAAUCUUAAUCCAAACAACAAUACAGAGUACCUUGAUAGAGUACCCUGCGAGGAUACCACACUAUUGCUAGCUAACUUUCAUCCAUGCUGUAUUGGGAUAAUCGGUCAGUGUAAAGUGACUCACGUGAGAGAGUGCAAGGACAGAGGAGGUAUCUUUCAUCCUGAACUUGAUUCGUGUAAUGAGACCAACUGUCUUAAUGAUAUCUGUGGCUUGAAUGGUGUCGGCAUGGCCAAUAAUGAUCCAUUGCAACCAUCUGGUACUCAAACCUGGAGACUGGUUCUAUCACUGUUUAUACAUCUUGGUGUUAUUGACGUUAUCGUUAUUGGUAUUAUACAGCUGUAUCUUGGUAUCAAGAUUGAGAGAACAGCAGGAUUCCUUCGUAUUGCUCUUAUCUACUUUAUAUCUGGGAUUGGCGGGAACUUGGUGAGUGCUAUAUUUAUUCCUUAUCAAGUUACAGGUGGCGCUUCAGCAGCUGUCUUUGGACUAGCUAGUGUCCUAAUAGUUGAGCUGUUCCAGGUCUGGCAGAUUAUUGACAAAGCCUGGCUCGAAUUGCUCAAACUGCUCUCCAUAAUGCUGGUACUGCUAGCCAUUGGUACUCUGCCCUUUAUUGAUAAUCUUGCUAAUAUUGGAGGGAUCAUAUUUGGUGUUCCAGCUGCCAUUAUAUUCCUUCCUUACAUUACAUUUGGUAAGGUUGAUGCCUGGAGGAAGAGGAUUCUACUCAUUAUCUGUGUCCCACUUCUUCUGAUAAUGUUCCUCGUUUGCUUUCUUCUCUUCUUCUUUUUGGGCGAUCCAGACUUUUGCUCUUUCUGCCAUUAUUUCAACUGUAUUCCUUAUACCAGCACAUUUUGUAACAAUGAGAUUAACAGUCCUAAUCCCGAGGUCGUUGCUCUCUAAGAAACUAACAGUUGCUAUUUAACCCUUCUUGCUGCUACUAUUAAAAACUCUGCCUUACAUUUAAACUUUUAGUUGUGUUGCUGUGUUUUAGAUUAGUGUAGUUUCAUUAUCUUUUACUCUUGCUAUUAAAUAAAAUAAUUAAAAUAGGGAGUUAUCAAUGAUUUUGGUUUUUAAAAUUUUAA
Molecule: messenger RNA, 2327 nt
Organism: Amphimedon queenslandica
Lineage: Eukaryota; Metazoa; Porifera; Demospongiae; Haplosclerida; Niphatidae
Product: inactive rhomboid protein 1-like
Exons: 10
Coding region: 82-2145 (687 amino acids)
Biological process (GO): regulation of epidermal growth factor receptor signaling pathway; regulation of protein secretion
Cellular component (GO): endoplasmic reticulum membrane
Molecular function (GO): serine-type endopeptidase activity
Source: RefSeq, a predicted model, not a curated record